AUGGAUAAGUUUGGUUGGUCCUUGUCGUCUUCUUCUCCGAUCGGCAAGAACAGUGAUGACGAAGGAGGAGAAAAUGAAGCUGAAUCUCCUUACAAGGGUCCUCUUGAUAUGAUGAAAUCUCUCGAAGAAGUUUUACCCAUCAGGAGAGGUAUAUCCAAGUUCUACAAAGGGAAGUCCAAGUCAUUCAUGAGCUUAAACAAUACUGAAUCCUUGUCGAUGAAAGAUUUAGGGAGGCCUGAUAACCUUUACAGUCGCCGCCGGAGAAAUCUUCUCAAUCACCGGCUUUGUAGUCGCGGUGGGAUCUCGAAGAAACCACUCAAGGCCAACUUCACGGUGGUAUCUUCCUGCGGCGAUGAUUCCUCUUCAGCCUCUAAUUUAAAACAUCAGCAUUGA
This is a messenger RNA of Brassica oleracea var. oleracea, 393 nucleotides long. RefSeq lists its product as uncharacterized. The transcript is spliced from 2 exons. The record is from RefSeq and is a predicted model, not a curated record. Bases 1 to 393 code for a protein of 130 amino acids. NCBI's taxonomy places the organism in Eukaryota, Viridiplantae, Streptophyta, Magnoliopsida, Brassicales, Brassicaceae.